Molecule: messenger RNA, 1038 nt
Organism: Fraxinus pennsylvanica
Lineage: Eukaryota; Viridiplantae; Streptophyta; Magnoliopsida; Lamiales; Oleaceae
Source: the annotation of a GenBank genome assembly
AUGCAGUGGUGUUCUCAUCGCUGGUAUGUGAUCUCCGGUGGUUGUGUAGAUCUGUGCCGCUAUGUAGAGCAUCUAUUCGUCAUUUUCUUCGUCACCAAACUUGGGAGACAGAUUCUCUACUCUUGGUUGGUUUUGGCUCAAAUGACUUCUAGAAGAAAUAUACCACUAGAACAUGAAGGACGUUCUGCAGAUGCUCCAGGCAUGAGGCGUCAUGAUCCAUUAUCUGCUUCCCGCCGACCUACAGAACCACUUUCUCCUGCAUUUUUAGAUAAUAAAUUUGUCUCACAGGCAGCAGAAUUAGAAACACUUUCUGUGGAUAAUCGUAAAUUGACAUCUGCCAAUAUUGCCUUGAGGCAGGAUCUUGUAGCUGCUCAGCAGGAAGUAGAGAAACUCAGAGAACAUAUAAGAAGUACACAAACAGAAGGUGAUAUUCAAAUUCGGAUUUUGUUGGACAAGAUUGCAAAGUGGGAAGCUAACAUCAGAGCAGGUGAGAGGGUUAAGAAAGACCUGCAACAGGCCCAUCUCGAAGCACGGAGCUUGGUGACAGCUAAGCAAGAGUUGAGCGGUCAAAUCCAGAAAGCCACUCAGGAUUUGGACAAAGCCUGUGAUGACUUGAAAAACCUUCCAGAAAUGAAUGCUGAACUCGAUAGGUUGAACCAAGAACACCAGAGGUUACGCAAGACCUUUGAGUAUGAAAAAGGUCUAAACAUAGAGAAAGUGGAACAGAUGAAGAUUAUGGAGAAAGACCUCAUUGGUAUGGUUGAAGAAGUGGAAAGACUGCGUGCUGAGGUUUUAAAUGCUGAGAAGAAGGCACACGAUCCAACCCCACAUGGUGGUCUGUACAUGAAUCCAACUCCUUUACAUCCACAUCCGAGAAAUGCAAAUGUGGGUUUUAUGGACGGUUAUGGUAGACCUCAUUACAUGGGUGGUGGAGCUGUGGGAGAGGUAAUGAUUCCAUAUGGCAGUAGCACUACUGCUGCCGUCAACGUCAAUCCUGCUUGGGGAGGAUCAUAUGAUAUGUCUCAUACUCUGCAGUGA